Molecule: messenger RNA, 1632 nt
Organism: Clunio marinus
Lineage: Eukaryota; Metazoa; Arthropoda; Insecta; Diptera; Chironomidae
Source: the annotation of a GenBank genome assembly
ACACGAAGUUAGCUCAAUGUUUAUAAAUCUUUAAAAAUUAAAAAAAUCGAAUUCUUCAAUAAUCCUGACUUUUAAGUUAUUUUAAAAGAAGAAAAUAAUAAACUAAUCAUGGGUCGUCGUUCAAUAAAUACCACGAAGAGUGGAAAGUUCAUGAAUCCAACAGAUCAAGCAAGAAAAGAAGCACGAAAAAAAGAGUUGAAGAAGAAUAAAAAGCAGAGACAAAUGGUACGUCAGGCUGUUCUCAAAAAUAAAGAUCCUUUGCAGUUACUUGAAGAAAUGGAAGGAAUUGACGAAAUGGAGUACAACGUUCUCCAGCCAUCACCACUCAAUGAAAAAGUACUCAAAGAGAAAAGAAAAAAAUUGAAGGAAACGUUUGAUCGUGUCAUGCGAUUAAUGCAGGAAGAAGAGCCUGAGCAGUGGUCAGAAUACAAGAGGAAGGAAGUUGAAUAUGAAAAGCGUCGUUAUAAGCGAGUUCAAUAUUAUGAAAGUGUUCGUCAUGCAGAAAUGGUUUCUAUCGAAGAUAUUCCUUUACCCACAUCAACUAAUGAGAAACCUUUACCGGCAACAAUUCCACCACCAAAAAUUAAUAUUCCGCCGCCAAUCUUAUUAACAAAUGUCCCACCACCGAGUUCACUUAAGAGAUCAGAGGACUCGGGAAACGAUCCAAAUGAAAGUAAAGAAAAGGAGCCACCUGGCGUUCCUCCAUAUUUGCCUCCAGACCUCUUUGAAAUGUCUGAAUUGGAUUCUGACUAUGAAAGUGAUGAGAAGGAGUCACAAAGUGAAGAAGAACAAGAAAAUACGAAGGAAGAUUAUCAUAAAGAUAAACAUGAUAAGAACAUUGAAGAUUUCAUUAAAGAAGUUGAAUCAGCUGCAUUAAAGAAGAAGGAAGAAGACAAAGCAAAUGAGAUUAUUCGAGUCGAUCCAACACCUGAUGUUGAAAUGGAGGAAAGCGUUGAACGACCUUCAGUAGAACCGGAAAAGCCUUUACAUCCAACUCCUGAGUUUAUAAUUCCAAAGCCUCAAGAAAUGAUUCCGCUUCCACAACCAAUCGCCUUCCCAAGAAUCCCACAUCCAUUGAUGUUCCGACCACCGCCAAGAGGAGGAAUGCCAAUGGGAAUUAGAAUGCCACCUGGACCACCACCACGACCACCUGGUGUUGGAAUGCCUCGAAUGGGAAUACGAAUGGCUCCUGGCCCACCUUCUGGGCCUCCACCACGUCACAAGCAACAUCAUCACCAUCACGAUAGAAAUGCACCACAAAAAGAUCCAAAAAGUGCAACAAUCACAGCAAAACCUCAAAUUAGAAAUCUUUCUGCUGACGUAACUAGAUUUGUUCCUGCUACAUUGCGUGUUAAGAGGGACGAACCAAAGAGAACAAAACCAAAAUCUUACAUACCAGAGACGCAACGACAGAACUUUUCAACUCAACGUCGUCAGCAGCAACCAACUAAAGAUGAUGCUUAUGCUGCAUUUAUGAGCGAACUCCAAGAUCUCUUAUAAAUAUUUAAAAUUUCGCUUUAAAUUUGUUCAUGAAUAUUCUCAAGAAAUUAAAAUAGAAAUAAAAGUUUGAAAUAUUAACGGUCAAAAAUAAUUUGAAUAUAUUUACUUGCAUACCCACUUACAUAGUUUAAC